AUGUCUUACCAACCAACAAUUAGCAAGUUCUUUGUUACAGCCCGAAAGCCUUCACAUUCGAAAUUUGAGAACAGUAAAUCAGAGGAAACAGAGAGGCAGGCUAAAAUACCUUUUCAUGAUUUGCAUGAAAUCGAAACAGUUGCAGAAUCAGACGAGCCUUCAACGAGGCUGCCUUCUAAUUCGAUUCCGCCGCAAAACUUCAAUCACAGAUUUUCAAGCAUUUCCAAAAAGAUGACAGACGGUCACACAGUUGCUUCAGCGCCUUCAACCCGUGAACUACAAUCGAUCCAAGCAAAUGCUAUUCAAUUAAAACCUCAAGACAAGGGAUCGCAAACGUUUGCAAAUAAGUUGCAAUCAAUUCUUCAGAAAAGAGACUACGGAAAAAUGACCCCCAAUAAAGAAUUUACGCAAGACGACACUAGCAAUGAACCUGCAUCAAAAAAAUCAAAAAGCUCCUCUAAACUAACGCCUCUAGACCAGCAGGUUAAAGAUUUGAAGCUCGCUAACAUGGAUAAAAUCUUGGCAAUCAGAGUUGGCUAUAAGUAUAAGUUUUUUGCUAUGGAUGCUGUUGUAGUGAGUAAAAUUCUACAAAUAAUGCUAAUAAAGGGAAAACUCACCUUAGAUGACUCCAAUCCAGACGAUCAUCUAUACCGACAGCUAGCUUAUUGCAGCAUUCCGGAUAAUAGACUUGAAGUUCACCUCCAACGUUUGCUUCACCACAACUUAAAAGUUGGAGUGGUAGAGCAAAAUGAAACGCAGGCUAUAAAGAAGAGCAGUGGUAACACAAGCGGCGUUUUUCAAAGAUCUGUUAGCAAAGUUUUCACUCGUGCAACAUAUGAUGUCAACGAAACAUUCCAAUCUGGUUCUGAAACUUCAAGCACUGGACGAAGUACAAUCUGGGCCUUAAAGUGUCACCAAACCAGAGACGAGUAUCAUUAUUGGCUGCUGUCUGUGCAACUAAACACGGGAGAAAUUAUUUACGACAGCUUCUCUGAAGAAAAAGGACUGAUGAUUGAGUUUGAAAAGCGUGUUUCAUAUCUUAACCCCAUUGAAAUAGUCACUGAAACGCCCCUACCUGAAAAAGUGUUAAAGCUUUUAUCCAAGUAUAAUCACGGUAUUAACGUAAACAUCAGGGAGGCUUCUCUUGAAGAUGAAAGUGUACAGGUCUCACCAGAUGCUCUAAAUUUUUCGUUUGAUCUAGAAAGAGUGGCCUCAGUAUUACGCUCUUAUUUAAAAUCUUACGAUACUGAGCAGGUAAUGGACUUGGCCACAAACUACCAUCCCUUUGAGGAAAAAUCACACAUGAUACUAUCACCAAAUACAUUAGAGAGCUUGGAAAUAUUUGAAAAUAAAACGGAUAAAAGCGAAAGAGGCUCUCUUUUCUGGUUACUGGAUCAUACCAGAACCCCAUUUGGAUCUGAAAAGCUUAAAAAUUGGCUAUCUCGGCCAUUAGUUAAUGAAGAUUACAUUAACGAAAGAUUAGAUGCGGUAGAAUGUAUCAGGAAGGAGAUUAGAAAGGUAUUUAUGGAGGGAUUAAGUACAAUGCUUCGAGAAACGCCCGACUUUUUGCGUAUCUUGAACAGAAUCUACUAUGGCCAGACUUCACGAAGGGAAGUAUUUUUUUUCUUAAGGCAUCUCGAUAAAAUUGCCAAACAUUUUCUCGCUCAUCGCAAUUAUGUCGAGGACGAGAUUCUAUCAACACAGGGUGGUAUUUUCAAGAGUUCAAAACUCCUGGCAUCAAUUUUUUGUAGCCUCGAUAACCGAUUGAGAAAUUUCGACAUACCCAAACUCCUCAACAUGAUAAAUGUUGUUGCGGUUCUGGACAAGGAUAAAGAGAAACAAUGCAUCGAAUUUUUCAAUUUGAAUAAUUACGAUAAUUCUGAAGUCAUUAUCAAAAAGCUCCGAGAUAUUCAAGAUAUCAAAGACGACUUACAAAAGGAGUUGGAACGCAUAAGAAAGACCCUCAAUAGACCAAAAUUCACUUUUCGAGAUGAAAACGAGUAUCUCAUCGAAGUCCGAAAUUCACAGAUUUCUCAUUUACCAAAAGAGUGGGUUAAAGUCAACUGCACCAAAGCCUUAAGUAGAUUUCGUACUCCUGAAACAACGAAAUUAGUCGAGCAAUUGGAGUUACAAAGGAACUUAUUGGUGAUAGUCACCGAAGAUGAAUACAGAAAAUUCCUAGGACGCAUUAAGACUGACUAUGAAAACUUAAGGCAAAUCAUAGAUGAUUUGGCAUCUUUUGAUUGCAUCUUAUCCCUAGCAGCAACUUCUAUGAAUAAAAACUACACGAGGCCAAUUUUCAAAAAGGGAAAGCGUUUUAUAAAAGUCAAAAACGGAAGGAAUCCCAUCAUUGAAUGCUUAGAUGUAAAUUAUGUUCCAAAUGACGUGGAAAUGUUUGAAGACAACAAUAAAGUAAUGGUCAUAACAGGGCCCAACAUGGGCGGAAAAUCUUCUUACAUCAGACAGGUUGCCUUAACAGUCAUUCUUGCUCAAAUUGGCUCAUUCGUACCCGCGGAACGUGCUGAUCUUUCGGUUUUUGAUAGCGUUUUCACACGAAUUGGAGCUCAUGACAAUAUCCUUCGAGGGGAAUCAACUUUCAUGGUAGAAAUGUUGGAAAUGUUAGAAAUUGUUAACAAAAGCAAGCCGAAUUCUCUUCUUCUUUUGGACGAGGUUGGUAGAGGAACUGGAACUACAGACGGCGUGAGCAUAUCUUAUGCAAUUCUGAAGUAUUUUCUUGAUCUUGAAUCGGAAUGCCCUUUUAUCUUGUUCAUUACGCACUAUCCCAUUUUAGGGGAAAUUACAUCCAAACUGCUAGAAAAUUAUCAUAUGUCAUAUAUUGAGGAAAGAAAGCCUGGUGAAAACUGGCCAAGCGUUAUAUUGCUGUAUGAGCUUCGCAGAGGACCAACGCAUAGCUCUUAUGGCCUGAAUGUUGCACGACUCGCAAAUAUCUCAACUGAAAUUAUAAACCGUGCCUAUUGUAUUUCAGAAAAUUUCAAGAAUCAAAUGGAAUGUGGGAGAGGCUUACACUUUGUUCAAGAGUUCAAAAGGAUAAUGUUAGCAAAUCAGCGUAACGAAGAAAAAGUCUUUAAACUUUUGAAACUAUGUAACUCUCAACAGUCCUUUUAA
Lachancea fermentati is the source of this 3126-nucleotide messenger RNA. The record is from the annotation of a GenBank genome assembly. Lineage: Eukaryota; Fungi; Ascomycota; Saccharomycetes; Saccharomycetales; Saccharomycetaceae.